UUGGACGUUAAACACGCAGACGUUAAACACCGAGGCGUUGUAAAGAUCUGAUAAUCAGCGCAGCAUGUGUGUCCUCUGAACCGCACCCACUCGAAUCAGCCUCCGUCCCCUGCGAUGCGAUGGUACAGUCCCAUAGUGACGGCAUCGCCUGGGAAGCGCUGAGGCCGACUGAGACUUGUUUUGCUACAUUGUUGACGUUCUUGGUCAACAUUUUUACAUUGUUUUGAGUUUUAGGAAUACAGCAAUAGCAAUCUUUCUUUCUUUUUUUGUCACUGUCUGAUUCCUCACCAACCCUCUACGAUUUUACUGCGCAUCGAGCAAACUCUCCCGGAAUCAGCCACCAUGAAAUGGAUGUUCAAGGAGGAUCAUUCCCUGGAACAUCGGUGUAUAGAGUCGGCCAAAAUACGCAGCAAGUACCCAGAUAGGGUUCCGGUGAUCGUGGAGAAGGUGUCUGGGUCUCAGAUUGUGGACAUCGACAAGAGGAAGUAUUUGGUCCCCUCUGACAUCACGGUGGCCCAGUUCAUGUGGAUCAUCAGGAAACGCAUCCAGCUGCCCUCGGAGAAGGCCAUCUUCCUCUUCGUCGAUAAGACCGUGCCUCAGUCCAGCAUCACCAUGGGACAGCUGUACGAGAAGGAGAAGGACGAGGACGGGUUUUUAUACGUGGCGUACAGCGGAGAGAACACCUUCGGCGUCUAGACCCGACAGAAUACAACACCUGGCCCACCGCCCACCGCCCUAACUCACACACCCCAACCCCUGGGAGAAGCCCUGGGAAACCCCAGAGAAAAGAAGAAAAAAUAAAUAGAUGGAAGAGAGUGAUCCGUUGAGUGAGAACCAUCAUGAUGUGUGUCACCAGUCUGUCUAAUCUAUUCCUGCACAUGUUUUGUAUCGAUGCUGUACACACUCAUUUAUUAAUAUUAUUAUUAUUAUUAUUAUUAUUAUGAUGAUGAUAUGUAUAGUGAUACACAUUGGAAUGACUGUUUUGGUUUUGUCUGACGUUUUGUGCUUUACAUUAGUUUAGGAGCUUUUGAGGUUUUUUUUGUUUUUUUUUCAUUCGUGAAAUAAUAUUUUUUGUUUUUGAAGUUUCCCUUUUAGUUUGGCUUUUAUCCUUGAAGAUUUAUAUUUCAAAUAAUUUUAACUAUUUGAACGGUAAGGUAGCUGGAUGACCUAACCAAUAAAAAAAAUGUGAAUGA
Molecule: messenger RNA, 1193 nt
Organism: Oncorhynchus mykiss (rainbow trout)
Lineage: Eukaryota; Metazoa; Chordata; Actinopteri; Salmoniformes; Salmonidae
Source: RefSeq, a predicted model, not a curated record